Messenger RNA from Chlamydomonas reinhardtii, 6861 nucleotides. RefSeq lists its product as uncharacterized. Gene Ontology annotation, molecular function: ABC-type transporter activity; ATP hydrolysis activity; lipid carrier activity. Gene Ontology annotation, cellular component: intracellular membrane-bounded organelle; membrane. NCBI's taxonomy places the organism in Eukaryota, Viridiplantae, Chlorophyta, Chlorophyceae, Chlamydomonadales, Chlamydomonadaceae. The coding region runs from base 125 to 6532 and encodes 2135 amino acids. The record is from RefSeq and is a predicted model, not a curated record. The transcript has 24 exons. Gene Ontology annotation, biological process: lipid transport; transmembrane transport.
CGUAUUGUUGGGAUCAGGGCUGGCAAUCAAUGCGGCGCGAAGAGCGGCGGCAGUAGCACACGGCGACCGCAAGCGAACCUAACAACGAAGGCACAGCAGCCCGGUGCGGGCUGCGAGCUGAUCGAUGGACGAAUGGGCCAAUGCUGCGGCUGGCGCGGCUGCGGCGGGUCGGCAGCAGCAGGAACAACCGCCGCACAUCGCAAACGCUCGGUCGCGGGUCAACGCCGGGGCUAGCAGCAGCAGCACCAGGGACGCAGCACAGCCGCGGGAUUUGAUGCCGCAUGCGAGUGGCAUUAAUAGCGAUGUGAAUGCGGUCGGGGCUGCGUCUGUGAGCCCGGCGCCAGGACUGGCUGGCCCAUCGGCGGCGGCGUGGCAGCGCCUGAGCCGGCCGCCGGCACCACACGGGCCGCCGGGGCCAGCCGCAGAUACGGAGCCGCCCGCACCCACACCCGCACCCGGCAUGCGGGCGGGAUGGGCGGAGCAGGUGGCGGAAGCUGCUGGGGAGGACGCGGCCCCUCCUGGCCCCAGCCGGGCUGGGGGCGGGCGGCCUGGAGGGGCAGGCGGAGGGGCAGGCGGAGGGGCAGGCGCUGAGGCCAGUAGUGCUGGCGCUGGCGAGGGCGCCGACGUGGGGCGUGGGGUCCUGGGCGCUGCUGGCGAGCCGCGUGCGGACGGCUGGCGGCUGUUUGCGCUGCAGACGGAGGCGGUGCUGCGCCGCAACGCGCUGCUGCAGCGCCGCGCCUGGCGUCAGAGCCUGUGCCUGCUGGCGCUGCCCGUCAUCUUCUGUGUGCUGCUGGUGGUCCUUCAGCGCCUGGUGAACAACCAGCUGGGCGCCACUGAGGAGUACCGCUGCGGCUGCAUGUGCACCGCCUGCUGCGACUGGGUGCAGCAGCAGCAGCAGCAGCCGGCAGGAGCGGCAGGAGCGGCAGGAGCCGGGCUGAAUGGCAGUAGCAGCGGCGGCGGUGGUGGUGGUGGCGGCAACGGCACCAGCGUGUGGGAGUGCUACACGGCGACGGAGGACCGCCCAUGCUCGCCGUACGCGCAGUGCAAGGCCCGCGACCCGACCCGCUGCGGCGCGCAGUACAGCCGCUACGAACAGGUGGCGUUCUGCGACGUGCGCUCCCCCGCCACCUGGCCCGCAGUGCUGCAGCUGCCGGCGGAGGAGUACAGGCCCGGAGCUGCCGCUGCCGGCGCCGCCGCGCAGUCGCCCGCGUCGUCGCAGCCCGCGCAGCUGUAUGCGGCAGCGGGGCAGUCGGGCGGCGCGGCAGGAGGAGCUGCAGACAGCGACGGCGGCAGCAGCGGUGGCAGUGGCGGCGGCAGCAGCAGCGGUACCGGCAGUAACGGCAGCACGCCGACGCCGCCUGUGGUAGCGCCGUACACAGGCCGGGAUCAGGUCCUGGCGGCGGCCCUCAGCGCCGGGCUGGUGCCGCGCGGCGGGGACGCCGGCGUGGGCGGCCGCAUGCUGAGGGACCUGCUGGACGUGCAGCAGCGCAUGCGCCGAGCCGGCGGCAGCCCCGCCCGCAACGGCAGUAGCAGCAGCAGUAGCAGCAGCGGCGCCAGCGCCCUCAGCACGGCCGGCAGUAGCAACCCACUGCUAACAGUGCUGGCAGGCGCAGUGAUGGGCGGCGGGGCCGGGGCCGGGGGCGGGGCCGGCGGGGCUGCUACUGACGGCGGCGCCGCCUCUUUCGCGGAAGUUGACCUCUGCGACCCGUCAGUUGACGUCCCCGCGCUGUUCGCACGAAACACCGGAAACGGCAGUAGCACCAACGGAACCAACAACGGCAGUAGCAGUGGCCGCGGCAGUAGCAGCAGCAGGUCGUUGCCGGCCGCUGCCCGUGUGCUGGACCAGGCGCAGCUGGCGGCGGCGGCGGCGGCGCUGACGGAGGUGCUGUCCGACUACGACCUCCUUCUAGGCACCCCCACCGAUGCCACCUACACGAACCUGCUGGAGCCGGCGCUCAUUGUGGGCUCGCCGGUGCUAGGCGGCGGCGCCGAUGACGGCGGCGGAGGAGGAGGAGGCAGUAGCAGCAGCGUGCGCGGCGGCGGCGGUGGAGGUGGUGGCGGCGGCGGCAGCGGCGCUUCGGGCUUUCUCAGUGGUGGCGGCGGCGGGCAGUCGGGCUACCGGGGUGAUCCGGCUCAGGCCCUGCCCCUGUACCACCUGUCCCGCGACUGCUCCCGCCUGGGCCCCACCGACCGCCUGGUGCUGCGGCAGCUGGGCUGCGGCCUCAGCCGCGGGCUGGGGCUGCCGCCGCUGCGGUGCGCCUCCUGGAGCCCGCAGUGGCAGUCGCAGGUGCCCGCCAUCGAGCUGGAGCUGCUGUGCGGCUGGGGCGGCCGGAUCGCAGGCUGUAGCAGCAGCGGGAGCAGCACAAGCGGCAGUAGCAGCACUGCCGCCACUACCGCCAAUGCCUCCGCCGCCAACAGCACCGCCGCCGCCGCCGGCCCCGGGGGGUUGUCAGCCGCCGGCGGUCGGCGGCUGCUACUGCUGCACCUGCGGCCGCAGCACCCGCAACAGCCGUCCUCCAUCAUGGUCGUGGCCGCGCCCGACGGCGGCGGUCUGAGUGAGGCCGAUGGCAGCAGUAGCAGCAGUAGCAGCAGCAGUGGCAGUAGUAGUGGCAGUAGCAGUGGUGGCAGCGGCAGCAGUAGCCGACGCGGCGGUGAUGUUUCGAUCAACGGCCAAGGCGUUGCCAGCGGGGGGACCCCGCAGGCGUCGGCUGUAGCAGCAGAAGCAGAAGCAGCAGCAGCAGCAGCAGCAGCAGCAGCAGGAGCCGCGGCCUCGUCAGUGGCGAAACUGUUCCUGGCUACAGCCGCGGACAUGCUGGGGCAGGCCUCGGGCAUGGAGGGCAGCAGCGGGGAGGUGGCGCAGGCCCGGUAUGCCGCAGGUGGCUGGGGCGGCGGCGGCGGCGGCGUGGGUGCGGAAGCGCAGGAGCCUGCAGCUGCACGGUGCGGAGGCGGCACGCAUGCAGAGGCGGAGGUGCAGGCGGCGGCGGCGGGUGUUGUGUCGCGCCGCCGCCGACUGCAACAACAGCAGCAGCAGCAGGGGCAGGGGCAGUCAUCGCCGGACCAGUCACGGGGGCAGCAGCCGCAGGCGGGAGUGGCGGCGGCGGCGGCAGGAGGGGAAGCCAGUCUGCGUAUCGUGCAGUACCCCAGUGGUGUGUACGACUGGGGGGAGACACGCCUGCCGGCGGGGGGAGCAGGAGGCGGCGGCAGGGGCGGCGUGGGCGGGGCUCUGGACCUGAGGCUGUGGGUCAACAACAGCGAUGUCCUGGCCAGCAUCGCCCCGCACGUGCAGCGCUGGCCCGCCGCCAUCAACGCCGCCGCAAACGCCUGGCUCACGGCGGCGGCGGAGGCGCUGGCAGGGGCGGCGGCGGGAGCGGCUGGAGCCAACACCAGCACCGCUGCCGGCGCCGCCCGGCCUUGGGUCCUGCGGCUGUCAGGCAUCAAGGGCUUCCCCACUCGCGGCUCCCCCCUGCGCCUGGACCUGGCCAGUCUCAUGGGGCCGCUGUUCUUCAUGUGGGCCAUGCAGCUGCUGCUGCCGACGUACGUGCACGCGCUGGUGUCGGAGCGCGAGCGCGGCGCCUCGCUGCUGAUGCGGCAGCAGGGCCUGGCGCCGGGCGCGGCGGCGGCGGCGGCGGCGGCCUGGUUCGGCCUGGUGUACGGCGCCUACAUGGCUGUGUUCGUGGGCUUUGGAGCGGCGGUGCGGCUCAACGUGUUCAUAAAGACAGGCGCGGGCGUGCAGCUGCUGUUCUACUGGCUGUGGGGCUGCUGCAUGGUGUCCUGGGCGUUCUGGUUCGCGGCGGUGUGGGGCGGCGCGGCGGCCGGCACCCUGGCCGCCACGGCCACUGUGGUGCUGACUGGGCUGGUGGCCAACAUGGUGGUGGCGCAGUUUGUGACUGCCGGCCCGACCUGGCUGGCGGCACUGCUGCAGGUGUUCCCCUCCUUCGCGCUGUACAGGGGGCUGUGGGAGAUGGGCGCAUACGCAUUCCUGGCGGCGGCCAACGGCGGAGCGGGCCUGACCUGGCGCCGUCUGGCCGACCCCGGCUGCGGCAUGCUGCUGGUGUGGGCGCUGCUGGCGGGCCUGACGCUGUGGUGUGGGCUGUGCGCAGCAUACUACCACCAGGUGUUCGGGCCUGACGACCUGGGCGUGCGCCUGCACCCCUUCUUCUUCCUGGGGGCGCGACUGGGGCCGGACGAGCCGCGUGGCUGGGACUGGUUCGGGCCGGCGGCGGCGGCGGCGAGGUGGCGCGCGUGGUGGGGCGGCGCCCGUGAGCGGUGGCGCCGGCGCCAGCAGCAGCUGCAGCACAGGUGGCGGCGGGGAGCGGCCGGCCGCCUGCCGCCGCCGCUGACUGGCUCAGUCCCAGUAGCGGGACCGGCAGCGGCGGAGGGACCAGCGCAGGACGCGGGUCGAGGCCUGGCGCCAGCGGGACCGGAAGGCGGAGCGAGUCAGUUGGGGGCCGCGGUCGCAAGCCCGAGAGCCGCUGCGUCGCCGGCGUCUCUGGAGUUGCCGGCGUCGGCGGCGGCGGAUCAGGAGGUGCUGCAGAAGCAAAGGGAGGCGACUCUAGGAAAGCAGGCGGGCCGGCACCAGGGGCAGGAGGGGCAAUCACAAGAACAGAAGCAGGAAGAGGGGCAAGAUGGGCAGGAGGAGCAGGAGGAGCAGGAGGAGGAGGAUGUGCGGGAGGAGCGCCGGCGUGUGAAUCAGCUGUGGGCGGCCAUGACGGCGACCGAGGCCGCCACAGCCACAGCCACAACACCCACACCAGCGGCCACGGUAUCACCAACCACGGCUACGACACCAUUGCCAACGGGCUUCGCCAGCAGCAGGGACGGCGGCUGGGUCUGGAGCAAGCUGCGGGGCGCCACCACGGCGGCGGCGGCGGCAGCAACAGCAGGGACGGCGGCGGCGGCGGCAGCGCCAGGGGGUGGGGUCCCCGGUGUGGCUGAGCGCCGGCUUGGGGCGGAAGAGGUGGCGGGCGGCGGGGCGCCGGCGCUGCUGCUUCGCAACGUGUCCAAGGUGUUCCCAGGCCGGGGGGUCCUGACCGCGGCGCCGCACGUGGCUGUGUGUGGUCUGAGCCUGGCGGUGGGCGGGCGCGAGACGCUGGGGCUGCUGGGGCCCAACGGCGCCGGCAAGACCACCACACUGCGCAUCAUGCAGGGCAUGUUGGAGCCGAGUGGCGGGUCGGUGCACGUGUGUGGACUGGAGCUGGCCACGGCGCCGGAGCAGGUGGCCCGGCGCGUGGGCAUCUGUCCGCAGCAUGACGUGCUGUGGCCCAGCCUCACGGGCCGGGAGCACGUGCGCCUCUUCGGCCGCAUCAAGGGUCUGCGCGGCGCGGCGCUGGAGGCGGCGGUGUCCUCGGCGCUGUGUGAGGCGGGGCUGGGCGACGGCGAGGUGGCGGACCGGGCCGCGGGCGGCUACAGCGGCGGCAUGCAGCGGCGGCUGAGCGUGGUGUGCGCGCUGGUGGGGUCGCCGGCGGUGCUGUACCUGGAUGAGCCCUCCACGGGACUGGACCCGGCAUCGCGUCGGCUGCUGUGGCAGGCGGUGCUGCGCGCCAAGGCCCGGUGUGCGGUGGUGCUGACCACGCACUCCAUGGAGGAGGCUGAGGCGCUGUGCGACCGGCUGGGGGUGGUGGUGGGCGGCCGCCUGAGGGCGCUGGGCAGCCCGCAGCAGCUGCUGGACAGGUACUCCUCCUACCUGCUGCUCAGUCUGACGGUGGCUCCCGGCCUGGUGUGCGCUGAGGAGCGGCGCGUGGCGGACGAGGCGGCGGCGGAGUUUGUUCGCAGCUGCAUCAGCCCCCAAGCCAAACAGGUGUACUGCCUGAACGGCUGCCACAGGUACGAAGUGCCGCGUGGCGGCGGUGGCGGCGGUGGCGGAGGAGGAGGAGGAGGAGGUGGAGGAGGAGGAGGAGGAGGAGGAGGAGGAGCAGGAGGAGGAGCAGGAGGAGGCAGCGGGACAAGUGCGGGCGGCGCCAUCGGAGGCGUGGGUGGUGGCAUCAGCCUGGCCGGCCUGUUUGCGACCAUGUCCCGAGCUAUGGCGGAGGGCCGAGCUGGCAGCAGCAGCAGCGGUGGUGGUGGCCGCAGCGGCUGCGGGAGCAGCGGUGGCGGCGGCUUGGCGGCAACUGGCGCUUCAAGCAGAAGCAGCACCAUUAGGGCUGCAGCGGCAGAGGUGCAGGAUGCAGACGUGCAUGACGAGUCGGCUCCCCUCCACCAUACACGUUCGGGGGCUUGCGCAGCGAGCAUCGGCUACCGCCAGCUGCAGCAGCUGCGGCCUCAGGGCAGCCCCGGCACGAGUGCUGCGGGGAGCGGCAGUUUGGGUUCGGAGGCGGCGGCCGGGUCAGCGGGAGGUAGCGAUGUGGGGACCAGCCUCAGUGGGGGUGGGGAGGCGGCGGGCGGCAGCGGGCGGAGCGGUCAGGCGGGAGAUGACGGCGGCGUGGGCGCUCUGGCGCUUGUGGACUGGGCGGUGUCAAGCGCCACAUUGGAAAGCGUGUUUGUGCGCAUUGCCCGGCGGGCGGGUGCGGUGGUGGAGGCGGCGGCGGGGCCGUGAGCGGGAUGGCGAUGGCGACUGGCGCGGGCUGUUGUUGGUGGUUGAGCUGAGAUUGUUGUGUGGUGGUUGUGGUGCCUGACGUUUGGGGUUAUUUACGUGAUGGGCUGGAGAUUAGCGCGAGAUUGGUUGCGGAGUUGGAAGAUCGAGACCUACAGUGUAUUGCGGUUUGAUACGGGUUGACUGUCGGUCUGGACACCAGUGAUUCGUGUGGACGUUUGCUUUGUGUGUGUUCCGUGAAGGCAGCGCCGCCUGUGUUGAAAGGAUGAGACGCGAGUCCUCAGUGAGACAGGCAGGGCUCGAACAAAUGGUUAUACCCCAGGAACGACGAG